UUAGCAGAGAGGAUCUCUGAUUUUAGCGUUAUAGUCAAAAAGUCGGCUGGUCGGCGUGUCUCGCUCUCGGAUCCUCUCUGUAAAAUACAUUUCCAAAAAAGUUGGAAUCCUAGAAUCGGAGGAUUGAAUCGGAGGAAAUUCCUAGAUUGACUUUCCCUUCAGUUGACGUAUGAAACGCGAGAACUACUGGUUCGGUCAGAGGUGACGAGGAACUGAGAGAGCGAAUCUCCUAUUUUCCUGAGGUUAGCCGCACCGAUGUUUACAGUUCCUAACCUAACUCACCGGACUGACCGGACGGAUAGCGACGGUUACACGUGGAUUGAAGUAGUUCAUUUUUAUUUCGAAUUUACUGAGUGAACAGCCGAGUUACACUUCGAUUCGCGUGCCCGUUACCGUUUGACAGCUUUACCGUUGGUAAAUCUAUAUCGUUUGAAAAAAAAGAAUUGGUCGUACGGCAGUUAACCUCUCGGCAGACGCUGCCGUUGUCGAAGAGUAAACUGUCUCUAUAUCGCUCAAAGAGAAUGUCUGGGAUAGUUCAGUACGUGCUGGUGCGGACAGAUCUUGGAUGGCCGUUGGGUGCCAUGAUCGCCCAAGCGUGUCACGCGUGCACCGCGAUCAUCCAUCAAUCCUACAAUGACGCCGACACGCAGGCCUACCUCGCGGAUGUGGACAACAUGCACAAGGUGGUCCUCGAAAUCGACGGAGCCGAAAUGGAGCAGCUGCGCGAGAAGCUGGACCAGGACAGCAUUCAGUUUAAGCUGUGGGUAGAACGGCCCGAGAUAAUAGCGACGUGUCUGGCAACGAAGCCCUAUCCCAAGAACAAGGUACAAUCUCAUUUCAAGAAGUUCAAAUUACUCAAGGUGUAUAACGGAUGUAAGGAUGAUGUAUAAUAAAUUAAUCGCGUUAAGAUAAGGGCACGGA
This is a messenger RNA of Wasmannia auropunctata (little fire ant), 921 nucleotides long. Its product is annotated as putative peptidyl-tRNA hydrolase PTRHD1. The record is from RefSeq and is a predicted model, not a curated record. The transcript is spliced from 3 exons. NCBI's taxonomy places the organism in Eukaryota, Metazoa, Arthropoda, Insecta, Hymenoptera, Formicidae. Gene Ontology annotation, molecular function: peptidyl-tRNA hydrolase activity. The coding region runs from base 522 to 890 and encodes 122 amino acids.